AUGCCUUCCUCCAAGGCCUUAGUGGUGGUGACUAGCCUCUGGUUGCUGAUUCUCAAUAUUGAAGCUGCCCCUAGUUUUGUCUAUCGUACAUGCAUUAACACAACCACUUACACUCCCAAUAGCACUUUUCAAUCUAAUCUCAAUCUCCUCCUCUCUGUUCUUUCUUCUAACAGUACACAAAAAUGGUUUUAUAAUGCAAGCGUCGGCGAUGAUGUUUCUAGUACGGCUUAUGGUCUGUUUCUCUGUCGAGGCGAUGUUACAAUUGAAGUUUGUAAUGACUGUGUGGUGAGUGCUGGGAAAGAUAUAGUCCAGAGGUGCCCUAGAGAGAAAGUGGCAUAUAUUUGGUAUGAUGAGUGCAUGUUGCGUUAUAACAACGAUGAGUUACCUAGGGAAUAUCAGUGGGAUGGAAAUGAUGUCACGGAACCUAAUCGCUUCGCGCAAGUGCUGGGAGGUAUUAUGGAUGGCUUAGCAACUCAAGCAUCAAGCGAUCAACCUUUGGAUGAUCAAAAUGUUACCAG
Ilex paraguariensis (yerba mate) is the source of this 518-nucleotide messenger RNA. Lineage: Eukaryota; Viridiplantae; Streptophyta; Magnoliopsida; Aquifoliales; Aquifoliaceae. The record is from the annotation of a GenBank genome assembly.